CAGUGGGGCAAGCCUCAGGGAGUGCUCGCUAUACUGCUCCUUCUCGGCGGAGAUGUCGUGCAGAAGGCGCUAUCUCAAACGUCCGGAGGUGCUGUCACGCCUGUCUGCUUCUCGUUCGGCUGGGUUGGCUAUUCGCUCAAAGCACUCACCAGCAUCACCGGGGACGGCCGUCUUUUGCCCGAACCCGAUCACCUCGUCAAGGUCUACAACAUCGAGACCGGAUAUGUCCGCGAGAAUAGGAACUGGGUGAUCGGUCGCCUCACGAGGGACAGCAUCAUCCACCUGAACAACUCGAAACCCCUCGAGAAUGAAGCCCUCCGUAUCUCCGUCUACGACGCCCAGCCCGAUACCGGCAACGCUGCCAUCGCCGGUCAUGGUAACGCCCUCUACUCUGCCAUCGUCACGGCGCUUCUACAGUGUGUGGUUGCCUACAAGCCUGUCCACACAGACGGUGACUGGAGCGCCAUGACCACAUUAACAGCCGGCACCGCCCUCGCCCUCAUCGCAGGCGGAUUGCCGCAAUGGCAAGCCGAGAAGCUCGCCUGCCGCCGCAACUCCAAGAAGGUCUUCGCGCUGACCGCCGGAAACGGCUCGCGCGACAUCAUGAUCAUCCGCGGCAACGGCAACUGCCUCGAUCUCGAAGACCUCGCCACGCCGGAGCUGCCUCGCUCGAAGCGCGCCCUCGCCAUCACCGUCUUCGGCACCCCCCUCGGCUUCGCAAUCACCAUCGUCGUCGCCGCCCUACAGGGCCUCUGCUGGCUCGCCAUCCUCAUCUCCAUCGCCGGUGUGGGUUCCAACAACUGGUACUUGAUCGUGGUUGGGGGCCUAGGGAUGGUGCAGAACCUCUUCGCCGCGGGCAUGAGCCGCAACCCGGCGAGGCGCAAUAUCCCGCUGAAGCACGUCGAGACUAUCACGAGUGCGAAGGUUAUGGAUGGGCUUAUGGACGCGGAAGUCACGUACAAGAACACGGGCUAUGCGCUUCUGGAGGAGUUCUUCCCGGGAUACCUCCGCGCUGAGGAGACGCAGUGGUGGGACGGGGAGACCUCCGCGUACGACAACAAGCGG
Molecule: messenger RNA, 1065 nt
Organism: Mytilinidion resinicola
Lineage: Eukaryota; Fungi; Ascomycota; Dothideomycetes; Mytilinidiales; Mytilinidiaceae
Exons: 2
Source: RefSeq, a predicted model, not a curated record